AUGAACAACCUUGCACCCACCUUGCAUGAAAGUGGUCAACUGGAUGAGGCAGAAAAGCUUGAGCGGGAGGUUCUUGCCCUAUGGCUUGACGUCCGUGGACCACGGGAUCCAGACACCAUUUUGGCAAUGGAUCACCUUGCAAGCACCUUGUACGACCGUGAUCAGCUGGAAGAGGCGCAAAUGCUUCAACAAACGGCACUUGCUCUCCGGCUGGAGAUCUUUGGACGGCGCCAUCCAGGCACUAUUUUGGCAAUAGCCAAUACACUUUAUCAAUGUGGCCAGCUGGACGAUGCGGAGAAACUAGAGCAAGCAGUACUUGCUCUACGUCUGGAGAUGCUUGGACCACGGCAUCCAGAAACUCUGGAUGCCUCAUACAAUCUCUCUAUGACUUUGUUCAAGAACAAUAAACUCGAAGAGGCUGCAAGGCUUCUGCAAGAGACCAUGGAAUUACGCGUUGAAGUCUUGGGUGCGGAUCAUCGUUGUACUGUGAAAUCAGGAGCUCCUGGAUACCAUUGUUUUACAACAAUCUCGUCACUCUCGUGGUAG
Serendipita indica DSM 11827 is the source of this 546-nucleotide messenger RNA. The record is from the annotation of a GenBank genome assembly. NCBI's taxonomy places the organism in Eukaryota, Fungi, Basidiomycota, Agaricomycetes, Sebacinales, Serendipitaceae.